Macroventuria anomochaeta is the source of this 1664-nucleotide messenger RNA. RefSeq lists its product as uncharacterized. The transcript is spliced from 2 exons. Lineage: Eukaryota; Fungi; Ascomycota; Dothideomycetes; Pleosporales; Didymellaceae. The record is from RefSeq and is a predicted model, not a curated record. The coding region runs from base 201 to 1487 and encodes 428 amino acids.
UCUCUGAAUAUUGUACCCUUCUCCUCAUCAAUACUAUCGUUGUUGUAGCUACGCGUCGUUGCAGUCCUUGGUUGCAGUCAUCUAUUUGGGUUAGAAAGGUACCCUCGUGCCUGCCACUUCAACCAAUUGGCCCGCCUCCACCCGUGACUCGCCACGGUACUUAACCAUUCAAAGUAUCACUACUCGUUGGAGCCUUGAUCAUGCCUGCUGAGCGCCGUUCUUUUACUGCGACUAGACCAGUCAAGACAGAGCGCACUCAUGAAGAAAACCAAGAGCGUGCUUACAUUGCUGCCUCACGGCGCAGUGACCGUAGUUUAGAAGCACGCAUUGAGUCUGCACGAAGAGCAUCUGAGAUCCACAAGAAGCGCACUGGUCGCGCUCUGCGUGUCACUGAGCAAGAUGUCAUCAAUGAAGAGAUGUACGAAGAGGAGGAUGAUGAUCUGCCGACCCAGUACCAAAGGUUGAACGCGCACCUGCACACAACCUCUGUCAUGUUCAACAAGAAGCUGCACGACUACAUCGCGACACAGCAUGGAGUAAGAAACAUGUUCAUGUCGCAGUAUCAAAAUCCUUCGUUCCAACAGUACGGAGGUCAAUUCCCGCCACAGAACAAUACCGCCUUCCCCCAGACGAACAACUGGUUGAACCCAACCAUGAUGCCUCCACAGCAAUUCAGCCAGCAAACACCACAGAACUUCACCCAGCAGUCGCAUUCUUCACAACCACAAGGUGUCCGGUCAUCGCCAUACCACAUUCCUCAACGACCGCAUCAGCGCGCAGCUUCCAUCGCUGGCCCAGCAUUUGAUGCCUCUAUGCCGCAAGGUACCUCGACUCCUCAAGAUGCACGAAGGUUGUCCUUGCCAGCUCAACCUGGCGUUGACGACAAGUCCCGUCCUGCUUUGUCAUGCGCACCUUCUUUCGCACAACAGCAACCUACCUCGCCACACACCGACACGGCCUCACCUAUGUCCGGAUCAGAUCAGCGAACACCACACCUGCAGACAGACAACGAGACACCUGUCUCCACUACUUUCAGCCCUAUGACCUACUCAGUGGGCAAUCAGAUGCUGGGCGGCCCCAACCCCCUGUCAAUGGCACUGCCUGCUGAGUCGCAGCAGUUCGUUGGGUCGAUUCUUGACCCCAAUGACCCUCGCACUGCCAUGUUCAUGAAUGGAAGCGAGCUCAUUGCUCAGCCUUUUGCCCCGACCUACACUUACAACCCUAACUACUCACCCAAGGCUCUGAAGUCAGGUAGCUCAAUGACAUUGAGCAUGCCUCAGGCUGGCAUGAAACCAGAGAGCACCGCUGAGUCGUGUGCGCCGAUCUCAUCAGGCUUGUACACCAACGAGUCGUUUCUCACACCUGGCAAUGAGGGCUACGGCGCUUUCUUUGACUUCCAGUCGACAGACUUUGCUCAACCUGGUGACGAGCAGAACAACAACAACGAGCAGCUUGUUGAUGGCUCAAGCUUUGUCAACUGGGACUAGAUUGCUUAAAUCUUGCUUCGUUUGCGCGUGCAUGCGAUUGCUCUUUUGAUCGCCACUUCUGUAUACCGCACUUUUUGGUACGUUUGGGUAUCGUUCCGGUUCACACACAUUUUUCAGAUGAUUCGAACGAUUACCCUUAUUGUUGUUUCAUAGUUACGAAGGUUACGAAUUGUACAC